CGUCGGUCACUUGUGCUUCGUCUAUCAUCGAACGAACCUCGCUUCUUCCCACCUAAAGAAAAAAAUGGCAUCUCACAUUGUUGGGUACCCCCGUAUGGGGCCAAAUAGAGAGCUUAAGUUUGCUCUGGAAUCUCAUUGGGAUGGAAAGAGCAGUGCUGAAGAGCUGCAGAAGGUGGCGGCCGAGCUGAGGUCAUCCAUUUGGAAGCAGAUGGCUGGUGUUGGGAUCAAGUACAUUCCCAGCAACACUUUCUCUUACUACGAUCAGGUUCUUGAUACCACUUCCAUGCUCGGUGCAGUCCCUCCGAGGUACAACUGGAAUGGCGGGGAGAUUGGGUUUGAUACGUACUUCUCUAUGGCCAGAGGAAAUGCCUCUGUGCCGGCCAUGGAAAUGACCAAGUGGUUUGAUACCAACUACCACUACAUUGUCCCUGAGCUGGGCCCUGAUGUGAAAUUCUCUUAUGCUUCUCACAAGGCAGUGACUGAAUACAAGGAGGCUAAGGCGCUUGGUAUAGAUACCAUCCCAGUUCUAGUUGGUCCAGUAUCAUACUUGUUGCUAUCCAAACCUGCCAAGGGAGUUGAAAAAUCAUUCCAACUUUUGUCUCUCCUGGACAAGAUCAUUCCAAUCUACAAGGAAGUUAUUUCUGACUUGAAGGAAGCUGGUGCUUCUUGGAUCCAGUUUGAUGAACCCCAGCUUGUGUUGGAUCUUGAAUCUCACCAGUUGGAAGCAUUCACUAGGGCUUAUUCUGAGCUGGAGUCAUCUUUUGGUGGCCUUAAUGUUCUUGUUGAGACCUACUUUGCUGAUGUCCCUGCCGCAGCAUUCAAAACACUUACAUCUCUGAAGGGAGUUACUGCCUUUGGUUUUGACCUGGUCCGUGGAUCUAAGACCAUAGACUUGAUUAAGGGUGGGUUUUCUUCAGGAAAACUCCUGUUUGCUGGAAUUGUUGAUGGCAGGAACAUUUGGGCAAAUGAUCUUGAUGGAUCCCUCAAUAUCUUGAAAUCUCUUGAGGACAUUGUUGGGAAAGACAAGCUUGUUGUAUCUACUUCUUGCUCCCUUCUACACACUGCUGUUGAUCUCGUGAACGAAACCAAGCUUGAUGAUGAAAUCAAAUCAUGGCUUUCUUUUGCUGCCCAAAAAGUUGUUGAAGUAAAUGCGUUGGCCAAGGCAUUGAGUGGUCAAAAGGAUGAGGCAUUUUUCUCUGCUAAUGCGGCUGCUCAAGCUUCAAGAAAGUCAUCUCCAAGAGUUACUAACGAAGCUGUUCAAAAGGCUGCUGCUGCUUUGAAGGGAUCUGACCACCGCCGCACUACAAAUGUUAGUGCUCGGCUUGAUGCUCAACAAAAGAAACUUAACCUCCCAAUUCUUCCAACCACCACUAUUGGUUCAUUUCCUCAGACAGUGGAACUUAGAAGGGUUCGCCGUGAAUACAAGGCCAAAAAGAUUUCUGAGGAAGAGUAUGUUAAGGCCAUCAAGCAGGAAAUUAGCAAUGUUGUUAAGCUUCAAGAAGAGCUUGACAUUGAUGUCCUGGUUCAUGGAGAGCCUGAGAGGAAUGAUAUGGUUGAGUACUUCGGCGAGCAACUUUCUGGCUUUGCCUUUACUGCCAACGGAUGGGUUCAAUCUUAUGGAUCUCGGUGUGUGAAGCCACCCAUCAUCUAUGGUGAUGUGAGCAGGCCUAACCCAAUGACUGUCUUCUGGUCCAGUACUGCUCAAGGCAUGACCAAGCGCCCGAUGAAGGGAAUGCUCACUGGCCCGGUUACCAUUCUCAACUGGUCCUUUGUCAGAAAUGAUCAACCAAGAUUCGAGACCUGCUACCAGAUUGCUCUGGCUAUUAAGGACGAAGUCGAGGAUUUGGAGAAGGCAAACAUCAAUGUGAUUCAAAUUGACGAAGCAGCCUUGAGAGAGGGGCUCCCUCUUAGGAAGGCAGAACAUGAUUUCUACCUGAAGUGGGCUGUCCACUCCUUCAGAAUCACCAACUGUGGGGUCCAGGACACCACCCAGAUCCACACCCACAUGUGCUACUCCAACUUCAACGACAUCAUUCACUCCAUCAUCGACAUGGAUGCUGAUGUCAUCACGAUCGAGAACUCCCGCUCCGACGAGAAGCUGCUGUCGGUUUUCCGCGAGGGAGUGAAGUACGGUGCCGGAAUCGGGCCCGGCGUGUACGACAUCCACUCUCCCAGAAUACCGUCAGCCGAAGAGAUUGCUGACAGAGUCAACAAGAUGCUUGCAGUCCUCGACACCAACAUUCUGUGGGUCAACCCUGACUGUGGACUCAAGACCCGCAAGUAUACCGAGGUGAAACCCGCCCUUGAAAACAUGGUUUCUGCUGCCAAGCUCAUCCGAACCCAACUUGCCAGUGCCAAGUGAAGUGUCGCCACAGCCUCCUCCUAUCUAUCAACUUCUCCCAACCACUAUUACUAAUGCACGAGUACUCUAGUGCUUUGUUAAUCUCUGUUUGUGAUGAUUAAGAUGUUUUGCUCUCUAGGUUCCUUAUCAGCAUUUUUUUUUUCGUCCUAGAUUUCAUUUACAAUUUUGAAAAGGUUUUAUUUCCUGUACUUUUGUGAGUUUUACUCGAGUGCUUUGGGUCAUUUUUAUUUGUAUUCUCUCUGUGCUUUUCAUGGCUGUAAGCAACACAAUAUUGUAAUCCCGCAUACAAAUAAAAGCCUUUUUACUCU
Cuscuta campestris is the source of this 2670-nucleotide messenger RNA. Lineage: Eukaryota; Viridiplantae; Streptophyta; Magnoliopsida; Solanales; Convolvulaceae. The record is from the annotation of a GenBank genome assembly.